AAGUUAGUGAUAAUGUCUGUUUGCAUUAGUGCUAACCGGUAUCUAAACAUAACCUGUAGGGCUUAUUUCAUGAUUGUUUAUGGUUAAGCAGCUUCUUCUGUAUUGCUUCUUCUGAAAGUGUCUUUGACAUGUUGAACUUGAAUCAGAUGACAUGAACACAUGGGUUUCAAGUAUUUGCUGGUUGUGGUUUGUCUUGGGGCUUUGGUUAGAUCAUUGGCUUUUACAACUUCUGAUGAUGGCUUAAUGAGGGUUAGUCUUAAAAGAAGGAGUUUAGAUAUUCAAAGUCUUAAUUCUGCAAGGAUCAAGGAAGCUGUUCAUCAUAGAGGUGUAGGUAGUGUUAAUAAGAAUAAUUUAGUAACAGAUGUAGUGUAUCUAAAGAAUUAUCUUGAUGCACAAUAUUUUGGGGAAAUUGGUAUUGGCUCACCUCCACAAAGCUUCAAAGUUGUGUUUGACACUGGAAGCUCAAACCUUUGGGUCCCUUCUUCCAAAUGCAUCUUGUCUAUUGCUUGCCAUAUUCAUUCCAAGUAUAGGUCGAAGCUGUCUAGCACUUAUACGAAAAUAGGAACACCUUGCAAAAUCCCUUUCAGCCGUGGACACAUCCCUGGCUUCUUCAGCCAAGAUAAUGUAAAAGUUGGGAAUAUCAUAGUCAAAGAUCAGGAAUUUGCUGAGAUCACAAAGGAAAAAUCUUUGGAAUUCUUAGCAAUACAUUUUGAUGGCAUACUUGGACUUGGAUUCCAGGAUAUAUCAGUUGGACAAGUCACACCAGUGUGGUACAAUAUGAUAGAACAAGGGCACAUGGCUCAAAAAAUAUUCUCUCUUUGGCUAAACCAAGAUCCAAUGUCAAAGAUAGGGGGUGAGAUUGUCUUUGGUGGUAUUGACUGGAGGCACUUUAGGGGUGACCAUACUUAUGUUCCAGUUUCUCAAAAAGGUUACUGGCAGAUUGAGGUGGGAGAUAUUCAACUUGCAAAAAAUUCAACAGGGUUAUGUCAGGGUGGCUGUUCUGCCAUUGUUGACUCAGGGACAUCUUUCAUUGCUGGUCCAACAAGUGUUGUGACUCAAAUUAACCAUGCCAUUGGAGCAGAAGGAUAUGUGAGUUAUGAAUGUAAAAACAUCAUCCAUAACCAUGGCGAUUCCAUAUGGGAAUUCUUAACUUCUGGGUUAAAACCUGAAAUUAUAUGCGGUGACAUUGGACUAUGCUCGCGUAAUGGAUCACAUAUAACGAAUGAUGUUAUUGAAACAGUGUUGCAUAAUGAAAGUAGAGGUGACUCAAGAACCAGGGAGAGCCCCUUGUGUACUUUCUGUGAUAUGAUUGUCCUUUGGAUUCAAAUUCAGCUUAAGCAAAGGAAUACAAAAGAAAAAGCAUUGAAAUAUGUGGAUGAGCUGUGUGAGAAGCUUCCCAAUCCUGUGGGACAAUCAUUCAUAAACUGCAAUAGCAUUGAAGCUAUGCCACAAAUUACAUUCAUGAUUGGGAACAAAUCAUUUACUCUCUCUCCAGAACAGUAUGUCCUAAGAAUCGAAGAAGGCUGCUCAACUGUUUGCUAUGGUGGUUUUGUUGCUUUAGAUGUGCCUCCUCCACAGGGUCCCCUCUGGGUUCUUGGAGAUAUAUUUUUGGGGGCAUACCAUACAGUUUUUGACUAUGGCAAUCUCCGUAUAGGAUUUGCUGAAGCUGCAUAAUGCAUAGUCAUAGUUUGGUCAUUGGUGUCAUCAUAAUGCCAAAUUGUUUCGAGGAAUGAAUAAAGAAAGGUUUACAUAAUUCAGGCACUAAUUAAGAAUUUCUGUGCCAUAAUCUUGUAAAUAGCAGAUUUAUCAAUAAGAUUUGGGACAUUUAAUAACAAACAAGGCAAGCAAAAUAGCCUUGUUGGGAAAAUGUAAACUAAAAAAAAAUGCACCAGCCGGGAAUCGAACCCGGGUCUGUACCGUGGCAGGGUACUAUUCUACCACUAGACCACUGGUGCCUAAUGCUUUAUUCACGCUCUUGGUGAUUUAUUAUCACUAGACCACUGGUGCUUCAUGCUUUAUUUAGCGAUGGUUUUCAUUCCAUUUCAGAAGUGAAAUCAUUCCAUUUCAUCCUUAUUUAAUUUAAUAAAUCAUAAAUAUAUUUCAUCUCAUCACACUUCUAUCACCAACCCGGGACGGAUCCACUCUAUGGCCUUUAGGGACAAC
Lotus japonicus is the source of this 2163-nucleotide messenger RNA. Its product is annotated as cyprosin-like. Gene Ontology annotation, molecular function: aspartic-type endopeptidase activity. Gene Ontology annotation, biological process: proteolysis; lipid metabolic process. Bases 160 to 1674 code for a protein of 504 amino acids. NCBI's taxonomy places the organism in Eukaryota, Viridiplantae, Streptophyta, Magnoliopsida, Fabales, Fabaceae. The record is from RefSeq and is a predicted model, not a curated record. The transcript is spliced from 13 exons.